GCGGGAUGUACGUACAGCGUAACAAGCAAACAAACAAGAGUACGGAAUUGUGCAACGCGCGUGAGCGUUAUUUGGGGAUCAUAUUGCUGCUCGGUUUGAAGAAUGGUAUGUUGGCAGAUAUUGGGUGAUUUAGGGGCAUCACAUUCACAUGGGGAGAGAACCCCCAUCCAACAACACGCUCCAUUCAGUGGAUAAUUCCUGCAAUGAAGAGUGUGCUGUGCUGUGAUAAUAAUGGUGGGGUCUCUUAUCAAAGUUUUCAUUGAUGGAAACAACACAGAAUCUCGGUUCGAUUUAUUCGCCAAUUCGCUAAAAUGGAUGUGGUCUGUAUCACCUGAUCAAUCAAGUUUCGCGCCUUGUCGCGUCGCUGGCACCAUAAAGCCUUGCAUGUGGACGCGUCGAAACAUCACUAAAUGGUGCGUCUCUCCGCAACUCGCUGCGGCCGCCAGAUCUCACGACUACAACUACAGACUGCUAUUUACCAUAUAUCACAACCAGCAUGAUUCAGUACGAUAGAUCUCGCAUGGACCCUAAACGUCGGGCUCCAAUUGACUAUAAAAAGAAGCAGUUCGCAGCUCCAACAUACAGGGAGCACGAUUAUGCCCACCGCCUCAAUUUCUAUGAAAUCCCCCCAACUCAAGAAAUCACUCUCGAGCAAUUUGAACAAUGGGCUAUUGAUAGGUUAAGAGUCCUCGCUGAGCUGGAAGCAUGUUCCUAUAGAAACAAAACCCCCGCCGAAACCGCCGCCCAUAUUACCCCUCUCCUCAACAAAUUCCUCCCUCUCUCAGCCAAUACGUCCUCUAGCACGGGUGUUGACCAACGCCUACGAAAUGAACGACAAAAGGACCAUUACUCCCACUUCAUCCUGCGUCUCGCAUUCUCCUCAACAGAGGAUCUGAGACGUCGCUUUGCCCGCCUCGAAACCAUGCUUUUUAAGUUCCGCUUCCAAAUGGACGACUCCAAAGAGAGACGUGCGUUCAUCGAGAGUCUCAAUUUCAAUUGGGAUAUGGUUUCGGAUGAGGAAAAGCAUCAACUUGGGGAUAGCUUGCUAGCAUGCACGUAUGGUGUCAGGCGUCUUGAGGAUGAGAGCUGGUUUAAGGUGGACUGGGAGAGGGUGCCAGAGCUGGUUGAGCGGAGGGGGGUGUUUAUGAAGAAGGGUAAGGCCUAUGUGCCCGUGCGAGAGCAGCUUAGUAUGAUUCUAGCGGAAUUUACGGCACGGCUAGAGAAGGCCCUUGAGUUUACAAGCCGAGCGUUGCCCCGGCUAGAUGAGGACGAUCGCCUGACGCCCAUUCUAGAUCAUCUCUCGAAAAAUUUCGGCACCUCUGAUUCCAGCUACGCCGAGGGUGAGGGCUCCGUGCCUGGAGCGCCGAUUACAGCGGCAUCCAUUGAUGCUCUAUCCCAACACUUUCCACCUUGCAUGCGUAAUCUACACAUGCAGCUACGCAAAAAUUCUCACCUAAAGCAUUUUGGCCGAUUGCAGUACACCCUUUUCCUAAAGGGCAUCGGCCUGUCACUCCAGGACGCGCUGAUAUUCUGGCGACAAUCCUUCAAGAUAUUCACUGAUGACGAGUUCAGCUCCAAGUAUAAGUACAAUGUCCGCCACGCGUACGGUGACGUGGGAGGGGAUGUCAACCGCAGGGGUCGUGGAUAUCCACCUUACUCCUGCCAGAAGAUUCUCACAGAUAAUUCACCAGGCGCCGGCCAAACACACGGCUGUCCCUACCGGCAUUUCUCCGUCGAGAACCUCAUUAGCUUACUCCAAGCGACGGGCGUUAACGAUAAGGAAGUUCUGCGUGGGGUGCGGGAGGACGUGGGCAAGACUCGCUAUCACCUUGCAUGUAAUCGUGUGUUUGAGUGGGUGCAUAGAGCGGAGAUUAAACAGGUGCGCGAUGAGGGGAGUUGGAGCCAGACCGAUCUUGAUACGAUUGUUCAUCCCAACACGUAUUUCAAGCGUAGUUAUCUGCUGAAGAAUUUGGGGAAGAUUGCGAAGGCAGAUGUGGAGAUGACGUUGUGAUUUUGGCGGCUUGGAAACCCCGCCUGGGAGAAACGGUAUACACAAUUUCGUAAUUCAUCAUUAUGACUGGCGUUGGAAUGAUCGUAUUUCUGGGGCGUUUCUUCAUUAUGAAAGUAUUAAUGUACCCACGAGCAGAUUUUCUUAUCUUUUUCUCAAUGACUAAAUUGGUAUUUUUAAUUUUUUCAAAACACAACUCGAAGCUUAAGUGUAGCAUCUUCAUUCCCAAGGAGCAUUAAGGUAGAAAGAGAAAAAUACAUAACUACCUAGGUAUCAGUCAAAUGAAGAAUAUGUUACCGCUGCUGAUUCCCGAUUCAUCCUAAAGCAUCAGAAUGAGCUCUCAAAGACAGGUGCCCAGCCAUGGGUAAAAAAUAAAUUAAUAUUUAAUCGCUCUCCGCACGACGCGAAAACAGCAAC
Messenger RNA from Blastomyces dermatitidis ER-3, 2425 nucleotides. RefSeq names its product DNA primase large subunit. Gene Ontology annotation, biological process: DNA replication, synthesis of primer. Bases 497 to 2011 code for a protein of 504 amino acids. Lineage: Eukaryota; Fungi; Ascomycota; Eurotiomycetes; Onygenales; Ajellomycetaceae. Gene Ontology annotation, cellular component: alpha DNA polymerase:primase complex. The record is from RefSeq and is a predicted model, not a curated record. The transcript is spliced from 3 exons.